Messenger RNA from Sparassis crispa, 2697 nucleotides. Its product is annotated as AP-3 complex subunit delta. NCBI's taxonomy places the organism in Eukaryota, Fungi, Basidiomycota, Agaricomycetes, Polyporales, Sparassidaceae. Gene Ontology annotation, biological process: protein targeting to vacuole; Golgi to vacuole transport. The coding region runs from base 1 to 2697 and encodes 898 amino acids. The record is from RefSeq and is a predicted model, not a curated record. The transcript is spliced from 11 exons. Gene Ontology annotation, cellular component: membrane coat; AP-3 adaptor complex; endosome membrane.
AUGUGGGAACGGACUCUCCAAGAUCUCAUCCGAGGCUUACGGGCGAACAAGAAGGAUGAGAGCAAAUUCAUCUCACAUGCAAUUGAUGAGAUCAGGCAGGAGGUCAAGAGCAAGGAUAUGGAAUUGAAGGCAGGCGCUGUACUCAAACUCACAUAUCUAGACAUGAUGGGAUAUGACAUGAGUUGGGCAUCAUUUCAUGUCGUGGAGGUCAUGUCUUCUUCCAAAAUCCACCUCAAGACUAUCGGGUACUUAGCGGCCACUCAAUCCUUCCGGCAAGACACGGAUGUCCUGAUGCUUACUACUAACCUGCUGAAGAAGGACUUGGGCUCAAGACCGGAAGAUGUCGCUGUCACUCUGAAUGGUCUUUCUCACAUAGUCACACCAGAUUUGGCUCGGGACCUAUCUCGCGAUCUGAUAGCCAUGCUAAAUCAUUCUCGACCACAUAUCCGCAAGCGUGCGGUUAUCGCGUUGUACAAAGUUUUCGUACAUUACCCUGAAGUAAUUCCUCAAGGCAUGGGCAGAUUGAAGGAACGGCUUGAGGACCCUGAUCCUGGCGUCGUUGCAGCUACUGUCAAUGUUCUCUGCGAGCUGGUACAGCAGAAUCCUAAGGACUAUCUAACAUUAGCACCGCCAUUAUUCCAUCUACUAACCACGUCAUCGAAUAAUUGGAUGCUAAUAAAGAUCAUCAAACUCUUUGGUACACUUGCUCCGUAUGAACCACGGUUGGUGAGGAAAUUGCAACCGCCAAUCACCGAUCUCAUUUCGACAACCCCUGCCAUCUCGCUGUUGUACGAGUGCGUCCGUACUUGCAUCAUAGGUGGCAUACUCCAAGGUACCACAGGCAAUGCCCUCGCCCGGACGUGCGUCACGAAGUUGGCUUCUUUCCUUGAAGACCCAGAUCAGAAUUUGAAGUACAUCGCACUUCUUGCGAUGGUCAAUAUUGUGCCCACACAUCCGGAGCUCGUUGCGGAAUAUCAGGAUAUGAUAGUGUCCAGCGUCGAUGACCAGGAUAUCAGCAUACGCAUGCGCGCUUUGGAUCUCCUGUCAGCAAUGGCUGGCCGAAACAAUCUCCAAACGAUCGUCCAGCAGUUACUCUCCCAUCUUGUGCGGUCAGAUUCGUCAGCACUGCCGUCUGCCACACAAUCCCUCUCCCAGAAUACUUCUUCUACAAACCCAAAACCUGCGAAUGCUCCAUCCCAGUCAUCCGCGUACCGCCUGACUCUGGCACAGCGGAUACUAUCUCUAUGUUCAAAAGACACAUAUGAUAAUGUGGUCGACUUCGAGUGGUAUCUAUCCGUUCUAGUAGAUCUCGCUUAUAUCGCCGAUGUCGAAGUGGGUGCUGAGAUUCGAGAUCAGCUUGUCGACGUCACGAGCCGCGUGCGGGCAGCAAGGCGGUUUGCAGUCCAGCUGAUGGUCAAGCUAUUAACCGACGAUAGCUUUCUGCUGAAUGCUCAAGAAGAGGGAAGCUGUGCAGAGGUGUUGUGGGCUGCAGCCUUCAUAUGUGGGGAGUAUUGCGGGGAGCUUGCCGAACCACAGAAGCUGUUGACGUAUCUGCUUCAACCCAAUAUCAAUGUUCUUGACCCAGAGACUAUCGCUGUUUACUUGCAGGCUGCUUUGAAGGUAUUCGGAUACUGGGCGGCAGAGCUGGCUGGCAGAUGGGAUAAUGACGAUCUGCCGAAGGUCAAAAGCCUCGUCGAGAUGGUAGAAGAACGUGUGACGGAGUUUGCAGCAAGUUCGGACAUUGAAGUGCAAGAACGGGCAGCGAACAUUCUCCAGCUGUUCACCUUCGUUCGGGCGGAUUUGAACGCUUAUAAGCCCAAGCCAGACAACAGCCUCGGGCUCGGGGAGUCAAGUACAUCGAUCUUCGACCCGAUCGUAUCUACGGAACCCAACUUCCCGAAGAGUCUCUUCCUCAUCCGUCCCCUCUUUGACACCUACGAGCUCAACGCCGUUGCACCCAAUGCGCAAGCGAGCGUCCCUGUUCCUGAAGGCCUGGAUCUCGAUGCGUGGAUCAUCCCUCCGCCAAAGCAGGUCUUGAAUGACAUUGACGAGGCAGAUGGACAAAUCACUGAGCCAAGACACAAGAAGAGCAGAAAGGGCAAGGGCAAGGACACCGGAAGCAGUAAGGUCAGGGGCAAGAAGAAGGCAGAACAGGCGGAGAAUGGCACAAUUGCAAAGCCGGAGGUGGAGACUGCGGAGAGUAGGGCGGAGCGCGAGCGCCGCAAGCAGGAACGGUUAGAGCGGAUGCGUGACGACCCGUACUAUCUGAUUGACGACCGGCCGUCAUCGACGAAACCUACAGUCGAAGAUGUGGACUCAAUACCAGUGGUCAGGCUCGACGACAUGCCGCCACUCCCAGGGUCGUCUUCGCAAGCGCCCAGUCUACUCAGCACGCCUUCCCAGACUACGCCGCAAACGUUUGUUAUUGACAAGACAGGUGAAAUGCCCGAGGGAGCGCUUCAGCCAGCGGCCGCCGCUGGUACGCCAUCAGAUGGGUUUUCGCCAGCACCGGUAGGGAAUGGUGCGGCAGCGUUGGUUACCUCGUCAUACUUCCCGCCGUACGAGGUCGAAGACGAAAUACCGCGCACAGAUACUCCGCCACCGAUCAAGGUUACUCGGGCGAAGAAAAAGGGUACGAGUGGCGGGAAGAAGAAACGGACACACAAAGUUGAUAGUGCCAGCCCUCACGUAGAGUAA